Molecule: messenger RNA, 1176 nt
Organism: Aureobasidium pullulans EXF-150
Lineage: Eukaryota; Fungi; Ascomycota; Dothideomycetes; Dothideales; Saccotheciaceae
Exons: 2
Coding region: 1-1176 (391 amino acids)
Biological process (GO): G protein-coupled receptor signaling pathway
Cellular component (GO): membrane; G protein-coupled receptor homodimeric complex
Molecular function (GO): pheromone binding; mating-type factor pheromone receptor activity
Source: RefSeq, a predicted model, not a curated record
AUGGAGGCCUCAUCAGAGUUCGUAGCCACCAAGUCGCAGGUCUACGAGCAGUACAUCACCAUCACCGAUCGUCACGGACAAGACAGCCAGUUUCCUCUGUGGUAUGUCGACACCUUGAUCAAGGAUGCGGUCGUUCAUGGCAUUAUCCCGGCCGUCCAAUUCGGCGCCUGCCUGAUUCUCUUCCUUGUCCUGAUGCUCCUCUCCAAACACGACAAGCGACGCUCGCCAGUGUUCCUCUUCAACACAGCCGCCCUGUUCUUCAAUAUCAUCCUCGCCAUAUUGCAAUGCUGCGUCGUAACGAGCAGCUUCUGGGACAUCUAUCCUGUUCUGGUAGGCGAUUAUGGCGUGGCGACUCCAGCAGCUUAUCGCUUGACUGCCGCGGUCUCUGUCUUUCUCACGCUCGUCUCCAUCUGCAUCGAAGUUUCUCUGGUACUUCAGGUUCAUGUGGUCAGUGUGACGCUGAAGACAUGGCAAAAGAUGUCCAUCUUGGCCAUCUCCGCGUUCGUCGCCGUUGUCGCCAUGGGAUUUCGCAUCGCCCAGUCGGCCAUUUCAGUCAAGUGCAUCUUCCAUCCAGACGAAUUCUGCAGCAGCACGACUUGGCUAGCCAAAGCAAAAGACAUCACAUUGACCAUCAGCAUUUGCUUCUUCAGCGCCAUAUUCUGCACCAAGCUGGGGUGGUCGCUUCGUGAACGCCGCAAGCUGGGAAUGAAGCAGUUUGGCAGCAUGCAGAUCAUCUUCAUUGGCGGUUUCCAGACAAUGAUUAUUCCAGCAAUAUUUUCGCUUAUCCAGUUCAUCAAUGCCGAAAACAUCCCCAACAUCGGGUCCAACAUCUUGACUGCCACGUGCAUCUCGCUGCCUUUGACAUCUCUCUGGGCGUCCUCUCACGCCGCUUCUCCUUCCAAAGCCGCCCGAGGGCACGACUUCCACCGCAAAUUCCUCGUAGAUUCCAGCACGGCCGACUCGACCCUCCGCAAGCCAAGUGACACACCUCAAUGGUCGCCCUCACAGCUCACGUCCAAGUCAACACCAAGAGACAGACUGGGUGUUCUGAACAGCGUCGACAGCAGAUCCGACGCAAGCAGUUGGGGAAAACUCAGUCCAGGUCCGAGACAGACGGUCAGCGUGAGAGACGUUGACCGGGAUUUGGAGAUGCAACAAUUGAAGGAGAGGGAUUGA